AUGCCGAUCUACAAGAAGGUGACGUUAUUGGGUUCGGGCUCAUUCGGGAAGGCGUUUCUAGUGAUAGAAAAGGGAGGAGAUGGGACCAAGCUUGUGUUGAAGUCAAUAGACAUGUCGGGUAUGGACGCAGUGGACAGAGAAGAAACCCUAAAUGAGGUUUUCGCAAGCAUUCCUCCUCACCCCUUUAUCGUGCGCUAUCGCCGGAGCUAUAUUUUAGAGGACCAACUUUGCAUAAUAAUGGAGCAUUGUGCCGACUUGAAGCCUCAGAAUUUGUUUCUGAAUGAGAGAGAUGAUUUGCUGAUCGGCGAUUUCGGUAUCGCAAAAAUGUUGGACUCGACGCACUGCUGUGCAAAGACUACCAUCGGCACUCCUUAUUACUUUAGCCCGGAGCUAUGCCAGGGCUCAAAACCUAAAGAGCCUUGUGAAGGCAAUUUCAAGCACCCCCGUGCCUGCCGUCCCGUCAGUCUAUUCGGCAGAGUUAAGGCAACUAGUAACCGAUAUGAUGCAAAAAGACCCCAGCCGGCGUCCUACAGUCCGGCAAAUGGUGACGCUGCCUUUUAUUCAGGCUGCCAUACGCGAGAUGAUAGACAGAGCCUCUUGCGAAUCGCGCACGCGCUCUCAGACCGCAUCUCUGACUGCCAAGUUGGAGACACCAGUAGGCAGGCAAAGGUGAAAGAGGCACACUCGAAGCAAAUUAGCCCAUGCGAGAUGCACAUACACCCCAACUCCUGGUAA
Molecule: messenger RNA, 735 nt
Organism: Eimeria tenella
Lineage: Eukaryota; Apicomplexa; Conoidasida; Eucoccidiorida; Eimeriidae
Exons: 7
Coding region: 1-735 (244 amino acids)
Biological process (GO): protein phosphorylation
Molecular function (GO): ATP binding; protein kinase activity
Source: RefSeq, a predicted model, not a curated record